AUGAUCAAUCGUUUGCUGAAAAGGCUCCCGAGUAGAUUAUUUACCACUAUGUCUCAGGAUACUGCUUCCACUAAUGCUGCUUCUGCUCCAAAGAGCAACAAGCUUCAAGUUUCUUUGAAGACUCCAAAAGGUACCAAGGACUGGGCUGAUUCCGAUAUGGUAAUCAGAGAAGCCGUCUUUGGUACUUUGUCUAACCUUUUCAAACGUCAUGGUGGUGUUACUAUCGAUACCCCUGUUUUCGAAUUGAAAGAAAUCUUGGCAGGUAAGUAUGGUGAGGAUUCUAAAUUGAUUUAUGAUCUGAAAGAUCAAGGUGGUGAAUUGUGUUCCUUGCGUUACGAUUUGACCGUUCCAUUCGCCAGAUAUGUUGCUAUGAAUAACGUCCCCACUAUUAAAAGAUACCACAUUGCUAAAGUUUACAGAAGAGAUCAACCGGCAAUGACCAAAGGUCGUAUGAGAGAGUUUUACCAAUGUGACUUUGAUAUAGCAGGUAACUACGAAUCUAUGGUUCCUGAUGCUGAAUGUCUUUCCAUCCUAGUGGAAGGUUUAACAGGUUUGGGUAUUAAAGAUUUCAAGAUCAAACUUAACCACAGAAAGAUUUUAGAUGGUAUUUUCAAAGUUUCUGGUGUUAAGGAUGAAGAUGUGAGAAAGAUUUCAUCUGCUGUUGAUAAAUUGGACAAGACUCCUUGGGAAACUGUCAAGAAGGAAAUUACCGCGGAGAAGGGUCAAACUGAAGAAACCGCCGAUAAAAUUGGUGAAUACGUUAAAUUGAAUGGUACCUUGCAAGAAAUUUACUCUAUCCUAUCAAAGGAUCCUGUUCUAACUUCGAAUGAAUUGGCAAAGCAAGGUUUAGAUGAGAUUGCCACUUUGAUGAACUUCACCAACGCAUUCGGUAUUGAUUCCUACAUCUCUUUCGAUCUAUCUCUAGCAAGAGGGUUGGAUUACUACACUGGGCUAAUUUACGAAGCUGUCACUGCAGCAUCUGCUCCUCCUGAAGAAGCUGCUGAAUUGAAAAAGAAGGCUAAAUCUGAGGAUGAUGCUUCCGCCUACGUCGGUGUUGGAUCCAUCGCAGCAGGUGGUCGUUACGACAAUUUAGUGAACAUGUUCUCCCAAGCUUCUGGUAGAAAAUCUAACCAAAUCCCAUGUGUUGGUAUUUCCUUUGGUGUUGAGAGAAUCUUUUCUUUGAUCAAACAGAGAACUUCUUCCGCCGACAUUAAACCUACUGCCACCCAAGUGUUUGUCAUGGCAUUUGGUGGUGGUAAGGACUGGACUGGUUACCUACCUGAGAGAAUGAAGGUUGCCAAACAGUUGUGGAAUGCUGGUAUUGAAGUUGAAUAUGUUUACAAAUCUAAGGCAAACCCAAGAAAACAAUUCGAAUCUGCUGAGAAAUCUGGUGCACCUUUGGCUGUUAUCCUUGGUAAGGAAGAAUACUUGGAGGGCAAAUUGCGUGUUAAGAGAUUAGGUCAGGAAUUUGCCAAUGACGAUGGUGAUUUGGUCAACGCUGAAGACAUCGUCGAUGCAGUUAAGGAAAAAUUAAGCAGCGUUCAUAAGGAUGGUGUUGAUGAAGUGACGAGACUAAUUAGAGGUAUAUGA
This is a messenger RNA of Zygosaccharomyces rouxii, 1590 nucleotides long. It is a transcript of the gene HTS1, whose product is annotated as histidine--tRNA ligase. Bases 1 to 1590 code for a protein of 529 amino acids. The record is from RefSeq and is a predicted model, not a curated record. Gene Ontology annotation, cellular component: cytoplasm; mitochondrion. The transcript has a single exon. Gene Ontology annotation, biological process: mitochondrial translation; histidyl-tRNA aminoacylation. NCBI's taxonomy places the organism in Eukaryota, Fungi, Ascomycota, Saccharomycetes, Saccharomycetales, Saccharomycetaceae. Gene Ontology annotation, molecular function: ATP binding; histidine-tRNA ligase activity.